Acomys russatus (golden spiny mouse) is the source of this 4233-nucleotide messenger RNA. RefSeq names its product EFR3 homolog A (gene Efr3a). Gene Ontology annotation, biological process: protein localization to plasma membrane. The record is from RefSeq and is a predicted model, not a curated record. NCBI's taxonomy places the organism in Eukaryota, Metazoa, Chordata, Mammalia, Rodentia, Muridae. Gene Ontology annotation, cellular component: plasma membrane. The transcript has 24 exons. The coding region runs from base 262 to 2802 and encodes 846 amino acids.
GGCCCAGCGCGUCGUCGACGGGGCGCGUAUCGCGGCCGGUGGUGUCAGUGGUCGGUUGGCAUCCGCUUGCUGGGCUCUUCGCCUUCCGCCCCGACGAAGCGUCCGUGGCCGGGCUUCCGCAGUCAUGUUGCGGUCGGUGGGACUCGCGCGGCCCCUCUGAGUCCCAGAACCGCGGCGAGCGCGGCGGGCUCGGGUCACCAUGCCUACCCCAGCCCACAGGAUCACAAAGCAGGAAGAUGGACUAGAGAACAGUCUGGCAACAUGAAGGACUAUGUCCAGGUGCCUGCAGCCGAGCUGGAGAAACCUUAUGACUUUACUUCAGCAGGGGACUCAUCCACAUGUCUUUACCUGAGGGUGUGCUGCUGCUGCUCUGCUCUGCGUCCUCGCUACAAACGCCUGGUGGACAACAUAUUCCCUGAAGAUCCAAAAGAUGGCCUUGUUAAAGCUGACAUGGAGAAACUGACAUUUUAUGCAGUGUCUGCGCCUGAGAAGCUCGAUCGCAUAGGUGCCUAUCUAGCAGAGAGGCUGAGCAGGGAUGUUGUCAGACACCGGUCUGGGUAUGUCCUAAUCGCUAUGGAAGCACUGGACCAGCUUCUUAUGGCCUGUCAUUCUCAAAGCAUCAAACCAUUUGUAGAAAGCUUUCUUCAUAUGGUAGCAAAGCUCCUAGAAUCAGGGGAACCAAAGCUUCAAGUUCUUGGGACAAAUUCUUUUGUCAAAUUUGCAAAUAUUGAAGAAGAUACACCGUCCUAUCAUAGACGUUAUGACUUCUUUGUAUCUCGAUUCAGUGCCAUGUGUCAUUCCUGUCAUAGUGAUCCAGAAAUACGAACUGAGAUUCGCAUUGCUGGAAUAAGAGGUAUUCAAGGUGUGGUUCGCAAAACAGUUAAUGAUGAACUUCGGGCCACCAUUUGGGAACCACAGCAUAUGGACAAGAUCGUCCCAUCUCUUCUGUUUAACAUGCAGAAGAUAGAGGAGGUUGACAGUCGCCUAGGCCCACCUUCUUCCCCCUCUGCAGCUGACAAAGAAGAGAACCCUGCGGUGCUGGCUGAGAGCUGUUUCAGAGAACUGCUGGGCCGAGCAACUUUUGGGAAUAUGAAUAAUGCUGUUAGGCCAGUUUUUGCGCAUUUAGAUCAUCACAAGCUAUGGGAUCCUAAUGAGUUUGCAGUUCACUGCUUUAAGAUUAUAAUGUAUUCUAUUCAGGCUCAGUAUUCUCACCAUGUGAUCCAGGAAAUUCUUGGACACCUUGAUGUUCGUAAGAAGGAUUCUCCACGGGUUAGAGCAGGUAUCAUUCAGGUUCUGUUAGAGGCUGUCGCCAUUGCUGCUAAAGGUUCUAUAGGGCCUACAGUGCUGGAAGUCUUUAACACCUUGUUGAAGCACCUGCGGCUCAGUGUGGAAUUGGAAGCCAACGACUCCCAGAGGGGGUCUGUAGGCAGCGUCACCCUAAGCUCCAAAGACAACGAUGAGAAGAUUGUACAGAACGCUGUAAUACAGACAAUAGGCUUUUUCGGAAGUAACUUACCAGAUUACCAGAGGUCAGAGAUCAUGAUGUUCAUCAUGGGGAAAGUGCCUGUUUUUGGAACAUCCACUCAUACUUUGGAUAUCAGUCAACUAGGGGAUUUGGGAACCAGGAGGAUUCAGAUAAUGUUGCUGAGGUCUUUGCUUAUGGUGACUUCUGGAUACAAAGCCAAGACAAUUGUCACUGCACUGCCUGGGUCGUUUCUGGACCCUCUGUUAUCACCAUCCCUCAUGGAAGAUUAUGAGCUGAGGCAGUUAGUCUUGGAAGUAAUGCACAACCUGAUGGAUCGCCAUGACAAUAGGGCGAAGCUCCGCGGCAUCAGAAUAAUACCAGAUGUAGCUGACUUGAAGAUAAAAAGAGAGAAAAUUUGUAGACAAGAUACAAGCUUCAUGAAAAAGAAUGGACAACAGCUAUAUAGGCACAUAUAUCUGGGCUGCAAAGAGGAAGACAAUGUUCAGAAAAACUAUGAGCUCCUUUAUACAUCUCUGGCUCUUAUAACUAUUGAACUAGCCAAUGAAGAGGUGGUUAUUGACCUCAUUCGAUUGGCCAUUGCUUUACAGGAUAGCGCAAUUAUCAAUGAAGAUAACCUGCCAAUGUUUCAUCGCUGUGGGGUCAUGGCACUCGUUGCAGCAUACCUUAACUUUGUGAGUCAGAUGAUAGCCGUCCCAGCAUUUUGCCAGCAUGUUAGCAAGGUUAUUGAAACUCGAACUAUGGAAGCCCCUUAUUUUCUACCAGAGCAUAUUUUCAGAGAUAAGUGCAUGCUUCCAAAAUCUUUAGAGAAGCAUGACAAAAGUUUAUAUUUUCUGACCAACAAGAUUGCAGAGUCCCUGGGUGGAAGUGGGUACAGUGUGGAGAGGCUGUCAGUUCCUUAUGUACCACAGGUGACAGAUGAAGAUCGUCUUUCUAGAAGAAAGAGUAUUGUGGAUACUGUAUCUAUUCAGGUGGACAUUUUGUCCAACAGUGUGCCUUCUGAUGAUGUGGUUAGCAACACUGAGGAAAUUACCUUUGAAGCACUGAAGAAAGCAAUUGAUACCAAUGGAAUGGAAGAACAGGAAAAGGAGAAGAGACGUCUUGUGAUAGAGAAGUUCCAGAAAGCACCUUUUGAAGAAAUAGCAGCACAGUGUGAAUCCAAAGCAAAUUUGCUUCAUGAUAGACUCGCUCAAAUAUUGGAGCUCACCAUACGCCCUCCUCCCAGUCCAUCCGGAACACUCACUAUUACUUCUGGGCAUGCCCAGUACCAGUCUGUCCCAGUCUAUGAGAUGAAGUUUCCAGAUCUGUGUGUAUAUUGACUGGCUCAUGAAGACUACAGCAUUUAGAAGGACCUUCAAGUCUGAAAGCAAGGCCAAGAUGAGUUUUCAGGAUUUGUAUAAUGUUUACUGACAUGUCCUGAACUGUGAUGGGAUUUAUCUCUAACCAGUACUUUCAUGCUGUAUUACAAGGUUAGGGACUCUGAUUUAGAGUACUUUUGAAGAUAGACUUAUGCCACAUUUUAAGUUGUUUUGAGGUUCCGAUUAGCUUUUAAGAUUGAACAUGUAUUGCUUUCACAUUAUGCCGUUAAAUAGUAUAUUUUAAACUUUGCACAAACAUACUUGUUAAAGAGAUUGAAAAUAUAUAAAGUGUCUGCUGCAUUUCUUGUGUCUAUGCAACUGCUUAGAAAUCAAUUGCUUUUGUUUUGUCUUCUUCAAAAGUGAAUAUAUUCCUGAUUCUAGGGUUGCAAAUUCUCUCAUGCUUCAGAUGGCCUGUGCAGACAUACCUUCAGUCCUCUAUAGUAACAUGUGGCAGGCACCCCUAGGCUGUCAGCCAUAGAAAACAUCUACUGAAUAGUAUUCCUGCCUAGGUUUCCAUGUGGAAACUGGCCAGCCUUACUGGUCUUGUGAUACUGUGUUUUCUGCUUCAAGUUGAUCCCUUGAGCCCCUUAGACCUCAUUCUUGGAGUACGAAAGAUGCAGUGUUUUUCAAAUAUGAUGUAUUAGUUUACAUGCUGCGCUUUGAAACUAUAGUUGUAUUUUGCUGUGACUCCAUUAAUUAAAUGAAAUAUAUAUUUACUAUAGAAAAGAAAGACAUUUAAAGCAGCUACCUGUUCACCUGUGCAGAGUCUAUACAUUUCAGGUUUUUUAAAAAAAUGAAUUAAUUUACAUUUUAUAUUGUUCUUUGUUUUGACUUCAUAGUAAAAAUUUUCCCCAGUGAACCUUUUAAUUUCAAAAAUUUGAAGCAAAACUUGUGUGUAUCUCUGUUGAAGGUUAGCUACAUACUUCAAAGCUGUGCAUGUGUUCCUUCCAAGGCCCGUGAGUGUGAGCUGCCUUUACUCAAGCUUGUGAGACUGCAGGGGCUGUGUGUAGUGCAUAUGCUAGGGACACCACCACACGCUGAACAUAAGAAUUCUGCAGUUGUAAGAUUCUCCUAGCACGGUUUUGUGGAAUCACUUGGUAUAACUCGACCUUUUCAAAUUCAGUUUCCUUUUACAUAAAAUAGUAUUCCUAUAAAAAAGUUAUAGCUCAAAAAUAAUGUUUUGUUUUUGUAUGAAAAGAAUAGGAUGUUUUAACUGUGUAGUUUUGGUUAUUUGGACACCAUUAGUACAAAAAGGCAGGGGAGGAAAAUGGAAAUGAGCAUAGAACAGGCAUGCCCAAAUCUGUAAUAUUUACAACAGAGGAAAACACCUUGAAGAGGAGUCCAUUGUUAAAACCUCUUGAUAGGAGAGCCUGGCCUGCUAGCUAAGUGUAG